CCAUUUUCCUUGGAGACACUUCCUACUCUCCCCACCCCCACCCCAUUCCGGUCCAGGCAUCUCCCAUAGGCUGAAAUAUGUGUGCAAAGGCAAACAGGACUGGUGGCAGCCAUGAGGGUCACUCCCAGGGGUAGGCUGAUCAAUCCUCUCCCCUGAUGAUAAAACCUGUUUUUAGAGCAAAAUUGAAAAAGAAGGAAAAAUGAGGAGUCCUCUCUUCACAAAUGUUCCCCCAGGGAAUUAUUGACAUGGAGAAUAAGGCUACAGUAUUUCUUUAUUUCUUUUAAGCUUACACAAUCAAAAAAGCCAAAAUGAUUGCAAAUAAUACUUAGUUGAUGGAGACUAACAGUGUCUUUAUAAAGUGGCCAAGUAAUUGAACUAGAUUUUCCCUUUUGUUAUAAGGCAUAUAAAUUCAGGGCCACGGGGUUGGGUAUAGCAAAGGCAUAAUGUGCUGCAAUACACUGGUGAUUUGUGUGUGUUUACAUCCUGGCCCAAUGCACUGCCCCUACGCUAAAUAUUCACAUGGUAAAAUAAGCAAAAAUGAAGUGCAAUAAUCAACACAUGUAAUAUGCCAGACUUUAACUUGAAUGAACGAAUGGGUAAAGAGAAAAACAAACAUGUUUAGGAAAGUAGGAUGGUCUCCUAGAGUGCUCUCUGAAAUUACAAUGCCUGGAUUCUGUUCCCAGUUCCACCAAUGACUUAAUCUAUUGAAAGGGUUUUUUUUUUUUUUUUAAACCACAUAUUGGAAAAUUAGUCCAGUGGCAGGAUAUAUUUCAAAAACAUGAAUAUGCUUCAUCAAGUCUUGAUCAAAUAUCUUCUGAUGAUCACUAAUAAAUGUUGGCCAUUACAUACGUGAAUAUAUUUAUUAUAGUACCAUAUAUAGUAUAUAUUUUCAUGUUCUGGACACAAAUACUUUCCCAAACAUUAGGGGAAGAUGCCGGUUUUCUAAUAUGAGAGGAGAAAUUUUCCACAGUCAAUAUGUUGCUUAUUUGCACUUAAAGACUGCAUCAAUAAUCGGAAAAAGAGAAAUAGUCUGAUAAUGGCUAGAGACUCUGUUUAGAGGCUAAGGUUUCUAUCAUGGACUGCUUUCAACUGUUAUAUUUUAUGGCACAGAUUCAGUGGGAAUCUGAUCUGCUAAAAUAUUUGGGCUGUGAAAACUCCCACACUGUGACAGAUGUCAAGUCCAAUUAAGUGACUCAUGUCCAGGUUUCUGUCCAAUAGGAUUUCCCAUUAAAUAUCAAUUUAGGGGAAAAAAAUUCCAUCCCCCUUCUUAAGCCUUUAUCUCUUCCACCAUCUCCAGGCUGAAUCAAUUGGUACCAGGAGAGCCAAGAAGCCACACACGCAUCUCUGCCUCUUUGCUCUGGCUCUCCCACCCUCUCCCGUCUUUCUCCGCGUCCCUGUCACUGUUACUCCGGGAGACAUCCACUUUCCACGAACCUUUCUCCAAGCGUCUCCAAGCCAGACUAUAUGUAUUUUGCUAUAAGAGACCCAGAAGAGGAAAAAAGGCACGAGACUUUUCAACACCUCAUUUAAAAAAAAAAAAAUCAACAACGAAUUUCCCGAAAUGUUUGAGAACAAUUAAAAGGAGAAGGCAUUUUUGGUCUAUCAACUAAGUGAACAAUCAUUUACAUCGUCCACAUCCUGAGACACUAUCGUCCCUCGCUGUGGACACCAGCGAGAUGACAGCUGCUUUUUCACACUCGAAUGUAAGAAAUAUUUGCUGCUUUUAAUAUAUACUUCGGAAUUUCUCCCCUCUAUUCUUUGGGAUUUGUAACUCUAAAAGAUUGGAGAAAAGAUUAUCGAGAAGGCUUUUACAAGCUUCCAAAAUGAUGCUGAGUCCGGACCAAGCCGCCGACUCGGACCACCCCAGCUCGGCGCACUCGGACCCGGAGUCGUUGGGCGGCGCGGAGGCCAAGGUGCUGGGCAGCGUGUCGGACCUGGAGCCGGUGGAGGAGGCCGAGGGCGACGGCAAGGGCGGCAGCCGGGCCGCGCUCUACCCGCACCCGCAGCAGCUGAGCCGCGAGGAGAAGCGCCGCCGCCGGCGCGCCACCGCCAAGUACCGCUCGGCCCACGCCACCCGCGAGCGCAUCCGCGUGGAGGCCUUCAACUUGGCCUUCGCCGAGCUCCGCAAACUGCUGCCCACGCUGCCCCCGGACAAGAAGCUCUCCAAGAUCGAGAUCCUGCGCCUGGCCAUCUGCUACAUCUCCUAUCUCAACCACGUCCUGGACGUGUAGGGCCGCGGGCGCGGCGGGAGGCCGCCUGUCCGGAAGCCGGGGGAGCGCCACCGGCCCCGGGGGGGCAGCCGCAGGGCUGGUGGACGAGAGGGCCGCCCAGCCGGACAGCCGCUGCGAGAGGCCUGGACGCGGGAGGAAGCUUGCCACGCGUUCGAGCUCUCUCCGGUCAGCGGGGAGUCGAGGGAAGGUUUCCAACUCGGGAAGGUGGGGUUGUCUGGCGAGCCCCCGGGUUUGCAGGGGGCAUUAUUCCAGGCGAGCCUCCCCGAGGCACCCGCAACGCACAGCCUCCAAACCUCCCCUCCGUGUGUUAGGAUCCCUUUAAGGGUGGUUGCUUUAGUUCACUGGAGGCUUUGAGUUCUCCAUUUAUCUCCCACAGAUCUUCACGUUUUGAAAGAAUGAGGGCAGGAGCUCAGAAGCUCAGAGUAAAGCCUCCUAACUUUAGACUAUCUGGGAUUUUUCUAAUUGACAAAUCACCUAACAUUUGGAGGGGGUGGGAGGGACUCUCCUCCAGUGUAGAGAUUUAAGGCACAGAACGGUGGAACAGGAAAGUUUCCAUUCUGCUGUGGAAGGGAAGAUUAUAUUAGGAUCCAAAUAAAAUAGACAAACCCUAAAUAUUGGUAAGCUUAAAAGAUAAAGAACAGACACACUGUGGGAAGAUUUGAUCUUGGUGAGAUUUUAACCCCAAGGUAGGACACUGAUGUAGACAGGAGAAUCCAUAUUUAAAUGGAAAUUUUAAUAUCUGAUUGCUUUUUCAGGCAAAGUGCCCCUUUAUAUAUCCAAAAACAUCUAUUUGUGACCUUAAACAUGUGGACCCAUAGGUACAGUUAGCAAAAGACAACCUAUUUUUAUUUAUGUUAGAAGGAGUAGAGUAUUUUUUUCAAGACAUUUAUUUUUCAGAGUGGUGAUAAUUUUACUUUGGAUACUCUGUGCCAAUUUAUUUAUAGUCAAGUGUUUACAAUUUUUCCUGUGGAAUAAUUAUGUCUAACUUUUUAUGUGUCUGUUGAGAUUAUACUGUGGUCUUUCUUUUUUUGCUCUAAUUAUAUUGCACUUGUAUAACAAAUUUCCCACUUCUCCCUGUUUCUAAACAUAUUUUAUAUAUUAAGAUGUUUGUUCUUGAAAAGGUUCUUUUGUUGUGAGAUCAGCAACAUUAGCACUUCACUAUUAUAGUUUUUUAAAAAAAAGUAAGUGUUGUUAUUCUUAUGUGUAGUUAUGUCUGAAAAGUACUUUACAAACUGUUUAUAAGGACAGUAGCUUCUUUGUGUGUGUGUGUGUGUGUGUGUGUGUGUGUGUGUGUGUGUGCUGUUUGUGCGUGGGAUGAUUUUAGGAAAUUAAGUUAUUUUCCUAAAAAAAAAAAAAAAAGAUUUCAAAACUACUUUCCUCUGUGACAACCAAAAAGAAAAGUCUAUAACCUGAAAAUGUUUCAUGUUCUCAGCUGUGAAACUCUUAAAACAAGGAGUGUAUUUUAGAGACAAGGG
Molecule: messenger RNA, 3706 nt
Organism: Herpailurus yagouaroundi (jaguarundi)
Lineage: Eukaryota; Metazoa; Chordata; Mammalia; Carnivora; Felidae
Gene: NHLH2
Product: nescient helix-loop-helix 2
Exons: 3
Coding region: 1824-2231 (135 amino acids)
Biological process (GO): regulation of transcription by RNA polymerase II
Molecular function (GO): RNA polymerase II cis-regulatory region sequence-specific DNA binding; DNA-binding transcription factor activity, RNA polymerase II-specific; protein dimerization activity
Source: RefSeq, a predicted model, not a curated record